Molecule: messenger RNA, 825 nt
Organism: Microsporum canis CBS 113480
Lineage: Eukaryota; Fungi; Ascomycota; Eurotiomycetes; Onygenales; Arthrodermataceae
Product: vacuolar protein sorting-associated protein 21
Exons: 3
Coding region: 1-825 (274 amino acids)
Molecular function (GO): GTP binding; GTPase activity
Source: RefSeq, a predicted model, not a curated record
AUGGCGGAUGCAAGCUCGACACCCGGCCCAAAGCCCAGUAGCAGCGUCAAGCUGGUUCUACUCGGCGAAGCAGCCGUUGGAAAGUCUUCUCUCGUCCUACGAUUUGUAAACAACGACUUCCAAGAGAAUAAGGAGCCUACCAUCGGAGCCGCUUUCUUGACCCAAAAAUGUUCUCUGCCCACCCGUACAAUCAAGUUCGAGAUAUGGGAUACCGCCGGCCAAGAACGUUUCGCAUCUCUCGCUCCCAUGUACUACCGAAACGCCCAAGCCGCCCUCGUCGUAUACGACCUCACCAAACCAUCUUCCCUGGUCAAGGCCAAGCACUGGGUUGCCGAACUUCAGCGACAAGCAAGUCCCGGAAUCGUCAUUGCCUUGGUCGGUAACAAGCUUGAUCUGACAAGUAGUGAUGGCACAUCCGCGGCCGCCAGGGAUUCCCCCCGGACUCCGGAUGGCACCAACGAAGGUGAUGAAGGAGAGACUCCAGGCACCAACAACGGAAACGACGAACAGGAUGACGAGCAAGAUGGAUCUCCAAGCGGUGACGCGAGAAAAGUCUCUACACAAGAGGCCAGCGCAUACUCUGAAGCGGAGGGUCUACUGUUCUUCGAAACGAGCGCCAAGACUGGUUUCAACGUCGCGGAGGUGUUCACUGCCAUUGCAAACGCAAUCCCCGAAGCGAGCCUAAAGAGUUCGAGGGGCGGUGCCGGUGCGAGUGGAGCAGCUGGCAGUACUGGACUUGGUGCCGGUACACGGUCGGGAGAUGACUCGAGGAUCAACCUACGAGAUAGAGGGCAGGUUGGUGCAAAGGAAGGGUGUGCUUGCUAG